CCACCAUCCACCCCCAGUCUAUCAGACUUGACAACAUCAGCAAAUAGUGACAACGCAUCACCACACAGAUCCCGUUGAAAUCCACCCCAAUCUCGCCGGUUAUUGCAAGUUAAAGAAGAUGUCUAGCCCUGCUGUCACCCCCAUCACCUCGUACAAGCAAUUCAAGGAAUUGCUCGACAGCAACAAGCUCUUCGUCAUCGACUUCUGGGCGACGUGGUGCGGUCCCUGCCGUAUGAUCCGUCCGAUUUUCGAGAAGCUCGCCGAAUCCAAGGACUUCAACUCCAAGAUCGCCUUCUAUUCCGUCGACGUCGACGAGCAGGGCGAGAUCGCCCAGGAGGUCGGCAUCCGCGCCAUGCCCACGUUCAUGGUCUUCAAGGACGGCGGAAAGAUCGAUGAGUUCACUGGCGCCGUCCCCGCCAAGCUCCAGGCUAUGGUUGCCAAGGCCGCUGCGUAAUCGCAGUCCCGCACAUUGUUCAGACCCGUUUCUUCUUCAGCUCACGAUAUCCCAUGCUCCUUCCAUCAGUCCCCGAACUAGCAGCCGUCGUACGAAACCUCAUAUCCUAACACCUGUCCGGGGAUUGUAUUAGAUAUGAGGGAAGAAUAAAUCGUUGUACGUAU
Dacryopinax primogenitus is the source of this 618-nucleotide messenger RNA. RefSeq names its product thioredoxin. The record is from RefSeq and is a predicted model, not a curated record. Bases 119 to 454 code for a protein of 111 amino acids. Lineage: Eukaryota; Fungi; Basidiomycota; Dacrymycetes; Dacrymycetales; Dacrymycetaceae. The transcript has 3 exons. Gene Ontology annotation, molecular function: protein-disulfide reductase activity.